AUGGAAGGCUCAAGAAUUUUGACGUACGAUGCGGAUGCACGCAAACAGCGUGUAAUAGCAUCGCGCGAACAACGAAUGCUAAACAUUUUUAUGAUCAUGGCAGCCGGAUUUGCCUUGAUAUCAGAUGGAUACCAGAAUAAUGUGAUGUCGAUGCUCAACAAAGUUUUCCCCAUACAGUACGGCAAACACGUUUACAGCGGGACUGUGGCUACCCGUGUUUCCAACGCUUCGCUUAUCGGGACCAUUUUGGGCCAGGUCGUCAUCGGCGUGGCCUGUGAUUACAUGGGUCGUAAAUGGGCCAUUCUGGUGGCCACCACAUUGCUGGUGGUCGGUUCAGCACUGUGUGCUGCGUCCCACGGAACCACGCUGAACGGCAUGUUUUGGAUGUUGACCGUGAUGCGUGGAGUGACGGGGUUCGGUCUCGGUGCGGAGUACCCCUGCUGUUCUGUGAGCGCCAACGAGGCCGCCAACGAAUACAGCGAAAAAAGAAGAGGCGGAAUAAUGGUCUUGGUCACCAAUCUACCGCUCUCGCUUGGCGGGCCCUUUGCUAACAUCGUUUUCCUCAUCGUGUACUCGAUCUGCGGGCCUCGCCAUCUGCCAGCGCUGUGGAGAACAAUGUUUGCCCUCGGGUGUGCUUGGCCGCUCAGUGUGUUUUAUUUCCGCUGGAAAACCAGCACUAGCACGCUGUACAAGAAGGGUCAGUUCAAAUCUCGCGUACCCCUAUGGCUUGCGGCCAAAUAUAGCUGGAGACCAUUAUUGGGAACCUGUUUUGUGUGGUUCUGCUACGAUUUUGUCGCUUUCAGCAACGGACUGUUCAGUGCCACCAUCAUCGGCUCUGUUAUCAAGGACAGCAGCAACAUCAAGACAAUUGCAGAAUGGAAUUUACUGCUCGGAAUCAUCGCUGUCCCCGGUGUGUUUGUCGGUGCUUAUUUAUGCGACCGUAUUGGACGUAAGUACACUUUGAUGUUCGGAUUUGGUGGGUACUUGGUAUUUGGACUAGUCAUUGGGUGUGCUUGGGAAAAAAUUCACAAGAUCACUGCUCUUUUCGUGGUUUUCUACGGCCUCAUGAACGGUCUGGCCAAUGCCGGACCAGGAGAUAUGUUGGGACUAACGUCAAGCGAAAGUUUCCCUACCGCCAUCAGAGGAACAUGCUACGGGCUUUCUGCCGCCGUGGGUAAAGUCGGUGCCGUUGUGGGUGUGUACUGCUUCAACCCAAUUGAGAAAAAUCUUGGGAUCCGCUGGGUGUUCAUUAUUGCUGCCAUUUGCGGUCUUGCAGGUAUCUUGGCCACUUGGGUUUUGAUUCCACAUUUGAGGGAGAACGACUUGAUGGAAAGAGACAUCAAAUUCCACAAUUAUUUGGUCCGCAACGGCUGGACCGGAACUAUGGGCAUGGACGUGGAUUCCGAUCUCGAAGCCAAAGCUACUUCUUCCCUCAGCGGCGGCGAUUCGUAUGUCAAAGAUACGCUAGAGGUGGUCACCCGUGAGCUUACUACAUAA
This is a messenger RNA of Lachancea lanzarotensis, 1497 nucleotides long. RefSeq names its product LALA0S05e03026g1_1 (gene GIT1). Gene Ontology annotation, biological process: transmembrane transport; carboxylic acid transport. The transcript has a single exon. Gene Ontology annotation, molecular function: carboxylic acid transmembrane transporter activity. NCBI's taxonomy places the organism in Eukaryota, Fungi, Ascomycota, Saccharomycetes, Saccharomycetales, Saccharomycetaceae. The record is from RefSeq and is a predicted model, not a curated record. Bases 1 to 1497 code for a protein of 498 amino acids. Gene Ontology annotation, cellular component: plasma membrane.